GGCGAGGGCGGAGACGCCGCGUAGGCCGGGCCGUCCGGGCGUUGGGUCUGAGAGCUGGAGCCCCAUGUCCGGCUGUGUCUACCCACGAUGUUGCCCUCCCGGAGGAAAAUGGGCCAGCUUCCCUGGGAGGAUAGCAGGGCCAGGUUGCUUCCUGGAAGCCUCCACCGGAAAUGCUCCAUCUUCCGCCUCUUCAUUGCCUUUCUCCUGUUGGUCUUCUUCUCUCUGCUCUGGCUGCAGCUCAGCUGCUCUGCAGAUAUGGCCCAGGUGACCAGAGGGCAAGGACAAGAGACCUCGGGUCCUCCCCGGGCUUGCCCCCCAGAGCCGCCCCCUGAGCACUGGGAAGAAGAUGAGUCAUGGGGGCCUCACCGCUUGGCGGUGCUGGUGCCCUUCCGGGAACGCUUUGAGGAGCUGCUGGUCUUUGUGCCCCACAUGCAUCGCUUCCUAAGCAGGAAGAAGAUCCAGCACCACAUCUAUGUGCUCAACCAGGUGGAUCAUUUCAGGUUCAACCGGGCAGCACUCAUCAACGUGGGCUUCCUGGAGAGCAGCAAUAGCACAGACUACAUCGCCAUGCACGACGUGGACCUGCUCCCUCUCAACGAGGAGCUGGACUAUGGCUUCCCCGAGGCUGGGCCUUUCCAUGUGGCUUCCCCAGAACUCCACCCUCUCUACCACUACAAGACCUAUGUGGGCGGCAUCCUGCUGCUCUCGAAGCAGCACUAUCAGCUGUGCAACGGGAUGUCCAACCGCUUCUGGGGCUGGGGCCGAGAGGAUGAUGAAUUCUACCGGCGCAUCAAAGGAGCUGGCCUCCAGCUUUUCCGCCCCUCGGGAAUCACAACUGGCUACCAGACAUUUCGUCACUUGCAUGACCCAGCCUGGCGGAAGAGGGACCAGAAACGCAUUGCAUCUCAAAAACAGGAACAAUUCAAGGUGGACCGGGAGGGAGGUCUGAACACUGUGAAGUACCGGGUGGAUUCCCGCACAGCGCUGGCUGUAGGAGGGGCCCCCUGCACUGUUCUCAAUAUCAUGCUGGACUGUGACAAGACAGCCACCCCAUGGUGCAUAUUUGGCUGAGUGCUAGACUGUAAGGAAGCCUGUGCUUCCAGACCUCAAUGCUGCUCAGGCUCAGGAACCCUCAGACCUUAGGCCCAGCUCAGAGGAUGCAGACUGGCCUGAAGGAAUCGAAAGCUGGUCUGUGUCUUCAGCAUCCUGGCCCCCAGAGCCAGGCUCAAGACCCAACACAGGUAGUUAGUUCCUGGGAUGCUGCUGGAAAAAUUUGUCAGAGAGAGGCUGGAGGUGUGGCUCCUGACUGACCUGCUCUACCCUGCCUUCCUGCUCACCAUGCUCUGCCUGCCCACCCAUGCUGAGGCCUGAGACAAUGGAAAGAUGGGCUAGGACAGCCUCAGCA
Acomys russatus (golden spiny mouse) is the source of this 1405-nucleotide messenger RNA. It is a transcript of the gene B4galt7, whose product is annotated as beta-1,4-galactosyltransferase 7. The transcript has 6 exons. Gene Ontology annotation, molecular function: xylosylprotein 4-beta-galactosyltransferase activity. NCBI's taxonomy places the organism in Eukaryota, Metazoa, Chordata, Mammalia, Rodentia, Muridae. The record is from RefSeq and is a predicted model, not a curated record. Bases 88 to 1071 code for a protein of 327 amino acids. Gene Ontology annotation, biological process: carbohydrate metabolic process; proteoglycan biosynthetic process.